Molecule: messenger RNA, 2041 nt
Organism: Aureobasidium subglaciale EXF-2481
Lineage: Eukaryota; Fungi; Ascomycota; Dothideomycetes; Dothideales; Saccotheciaceae
Exons: 4
Coding region: 71-2041 (656 amino acids)
Biological process (GO): meiotic chromosome segregation
Cellular component (GO): nucleus; chromosome, centromeric region
Source: RefSeq, a predicted model, not a curated record
GACCGACUUGCUGAAACAGAAAACAUCUCUACUGCCAUAUACCAUCCGGCUCAUACUUGGUCGCCCGCCCAUGGCCCGACUCAACGAGGCUCCUCUGCCCAUAGAGAGUGUCGAUGCCCUAAAGCGCCGCUUCGUACGCCAAAAUCGUGAACUUGCAAAAAACAACUCUGCACAAUGCCUGCGUAUCCGCGCCCUCGAAUGCGAAGUCUCCCGCCUUCUUGCCGAGAACCUCGACCUUCGUGAAGACAUUGUACACCUCCAGGCCCAGCUGUCCGAUCCUCGUCCAAGCAUAGACAACUCUGCUCUCGUGUCUGUCAAGGACCAGCUGCAGGCAAAGCUCCUCGAGUUCGGUGCUCUCGUCUCGGAGCUCGGUCAGAUACAGACCGCACAUCCCUCGGCCCAGCAACCCAAAUUUUCCGAUCCUGCUUCAUGGCGGCCUGCAGUUCCUGCCGCCAUCCUGUCGGGCCAGGCUCCCACCAUGGACGGCAUUGCUGAAGAAGUCUGCUCUCCUGGUGGCUCCAUGCAUCGCAACCAUCACAUCCGUCGCUCUAAUCACAGUGAACCUUCUCCCGACAUCGGUUCACCUCCAGUAGUCCAUUUCGACAACGAGGACUCCAUAGCCUUCGAUCCUCUGUCGACAGAGACACGUGAGCUGAACAAUUCCGAAGAGCACAGCCAAUACGAACAAGCCGCUUCUGACAGCGAAGAACUGCACGGAAAUCUCUCGGUCAAUCUGGAAACAAGAAGGAAGCGCAAAGAUUCAAAAGUCCAACUACGGAGGAGCUCACUUGUACCACAAGAACUGGACGAAGACGACCAACCGCAGCUCACACGAAAGAGUGCUAAGAGGAAGCUCAGCGUACGAGAUGUGGAAGAUGACAGCGAGAAGCUUGUGGUAAAAGACGACUUCAAGUUCAGCAGGAGGUCUUCGAUUGCUGCCGAUUUCAGCAUGAACGAACCAAGCAUCGUGCCAACAAACGUCCUGGAGGAUACCGACACUCCAAGUUUGAUGCCUGAACGCAAGGUACUGGGCAACAAAAGUGUCAACAUUUCGCCACGAAAGUUGUCGCGAAGCACAAAAGGAAAAGGAGACCCGAAAAAGGAAGAUGCACCCCUCAAGCCAGCAGUGAAGACAGCAGAUCGUAGGAGGUCGAAGAACCCUAGCGCAAAGUCAGUCACGAUUGCGACAACGGAGCCAGAGACGAUUAUGAGAACAAUCGAGAUUGCACUUCCCCCGGCACUUCAGGCGGAAAGCCUGUCAGAAGUAGAGGAUCUGGUACCAAAGACACCGCUACCCGAGUUCUUCUCACCUACGCCAUCAGAGCCUUCUGCGGCGAGAGACGACGGAAGAGACACACCCCCACCAUCAGGACUGAAAUCGAUGAGCUCAGGGCCAGCUGCUCUGAAUGGCGCUAGUAGGCCUUCGCGACGAGCCAGAGCAGGCGUCAACUAUGCAGAACCGAACCUGGUGAGCAAGAUGCGCCGUCCCACAGCCACGAUGGCAAAUGCGGUCGAUGCGAACGGACGAAGAAUUAGCAACAGCACGAGUGCCUCUGAGAAGAAGACUAUGAGGACAGUCAUCAUUAGCGGAGACAACAUGACCGAUUCCUUGACUCGCGACAUGGGCUCCGAGGCGCCGAGCCCUCUAGGUCAGAAGAUGAGUCGAGAGCAGGAGCGAUCAUUCGAACCCAGCAGGAUACCCUCAGCAUCUGGUAGAGCAAUUUCUGCAUUGAUGGCAGGGACCAAGAAGCAUGAGGACGACGUGUGCGAGGAUCUAGGGGUGUACGAGUUGAAGAAUUCUUCAGACGUGGAGGAGAGUAGCAAGAUCAAGAAACGAGGGAGCAGGCGGCACUCUUCGAUGACAGACGGCAGUGAGAGCGAUGCAAGCAAGCAAAGGUCUAGUAGCGCUGCAGAGCUGGCGGUCGAAGCCGAGGCAGAAGAUGAGAGGCAGGAGGCUGAAGUGCAAGAGGCAGCGCGAAAGGCACCCAGAUCAGCACGAGUCGAUCGAAGCGGAGCACGCAGACGCAGCAUGAUGGUCUAG